Messenger RNA from Neofelis nebulosa (Clouded leopard), 2110 nucleotides. It is a transcript of the gene CHIA, whose product is annotated as chitinase acidic. The coding region runs from base 11 to 1144 and encodes 377 amino acids. Gene Ontology annotation, molecular function: chitin binding; chitinase activity. The record is from RefSeq and is a predicted model, not a curated record. The transcript is spliced from 7 exons. Gene Ontology annotation, cellular component: extracellular region. NCBI's taxonomy places the organism in Eukaryota, Metazoa, Chordata, Mammalia, Carnivora, Felidae. Gene Ontology annotation, biological process: chitin catabolic process; carbohydrate metabolic process.
CUUCACUGCCAUGGUUUCCACUCCUGAGAACCGCCAGAACUUCAUUGCCUCAGUCAUCAAAUUCCUGCGCCAGUAUGAGUUUGAUGGGCUGGACUUUGAUUGGGAGUACCCUGGCUCUUGUGGGAGCCCCCCUCAGGACAAGCAUCUCUUCACUGUCCUGGUGCAGGAAAUGCGUGAAGCUUUUGAGCAGGAGGCCAAGCAGAUCAACAGUCCCAGGCUGACGGUCACUGCUGCAGUAGCUGCUGGCAUCUCCAACAUCCAGUCUGGCUAUGAGAUCCUCCAGCUGUCCCAGUACCUAGACUACAUGCAUGUCAUGACCUAUGACCUCCGUGGCUCCUGGGAGGGCUACACUGCAGAGAACAGCCCCCUGUACAAAUACCCUACUGACAAGGGCAGCAAUGCCUACCUCAAUGUAUCAUACGUCAUGAACUACUGGAAGGAAAAUGGGGCCCCAGCUGAGAAGCUUAUCGUUGGAUUCCCUACCUACGGCCACACCUUCAUCCUGAGUGACCCCUCCAACACUGGCAUUGGUGCCCCCACCUCUGGUGCUGGUCCUCCUGGGCCCUCUACCAGGCAGUCUGGGUUCUGGGCCUACUAUGAGAUCUGUACCUUCCUGAAAAAUGGAGCCACUCAGGCAUGGGACACCCCUCAGGAUGUUCCUUAUGCCUAUCAGGGCAACCAGUGGGUUGGCUAUGAUAAUGUCAAGAGCUUCGAUAUCAAGGCUCAGUGGCUUAAGGAGAACAAUUUUGGAGGUGCCAUGGUCUGGGCCAUAGACCUUGAUGACUUCACAGGCACUUUCUGCAACCAGGGCAAGUUCCCCCUGAUCAAUACCCUGAAGAAAGCCCUUGGACUGCAGAGUGCAAGUUGCACCAGCCCUGCUAAGCCAGUUGAGCCCCUAACCUCUCCUCCCAGCGGUGGAAGUGGGACCGGAAAUGGAAGCGGGAGCAUCUCCUCCGGAAGCAGUUCUGGAGGCAGUUCUGUGGGUAGUGGGUUCUGUGCCGGCAAAGCCAACGGCCUCUACCCCGUGGUGAAUAACAGAAAUGCCUUCUGGCACAGAAGGUACGUGAAUGGAGUCACGUACCAGCAGAAUUGCCAGGUGGGGCUUGUCUUUGACCCCAGCUGUGAGUGCUGCAACUGGGCAUAAACCUGACCUGUGCCUCCAUUCCCGAGGGUUCGGAACAGUCUCCCUUGCUUAGUGCAUCUUGCUCCUGCCUAGAGUUCUGCAAUAAAAGCCAUCAGUCAAAACAUGAGUGUCCUUGGUUUUAGGUGAUUUGGGUGGAAACCUUUCUAGAUGUGAAAAUACAGGCUGUGCAGGGGUUGGAGAGCAAAAGAGUGUGUAAGGAAGUGGGGGGGUAGCGACAACCCCACAGUCUUCUGUUUGCCUCAGUUGAUCUGCGUGAAGGCUGGAGGCUGUCAUGAGGGAGGAAAUGUUUGGAUGUUUGGUGCUGGAAUGGGAUGAGGACAUGAAGAAAAUAGGCCCGUAGCCUGGUGACUGUCCUCGGGAAAGAGCCAAAGUGACUCUGUGAGACCAGGGAGCACAGGCCUGUGGGGUUCGCUCAAAAAGCAGAAGCAGGGGGCAUUGUGUUCAAAACUGUUAAGAUCCCAAACCUGGCCCAGCACCUUCUAAAUUGGCAGCUUUGGGAAGAUCUGUGACAUAGACUCCUUUUGAAAUGUCUGCCUACCCCAUGGGUCAGCCAUGUCCCUUGAUCAGGAGAUUUUCCCCUUCUUUGAAACCAUGGCAGUGGUCACCAACUGCUGUGCUUACACUGCAUGGUCUCCUUGCCUGGCUUGGCUGAUUGACUAGGAUGGACAUCAGACUCAAGAGGGCCAAUCUGAUUAUCAACACUUGAAGUCUGCAACCGACAAGGAAUGGCUGUCACACCCUGAGAGUGGCUUGUUUUGGGAUGCGUAAACUCAGGAGCUAUAUAGUGAGAGACUGCGGAGAAGGGAAGUUGCCCUGGGCACACAGCAAGAAGAAGACCAAACGGGAGCUACAGAGAAAAGUCACCAUGCCAGUUGGAGAACACUUACAGAUGGCUUUCCACCUUUUGAUUCUAGAUCCUUCCUGAGACUUAGAUGCCUUUCUGCCUUCAGACUCUGGUGAAGCACC